AUGGCUCAACCAAGACCCCUUAGAAGAGCAUCAACAUUUCCUAUCACCCAGACGGCUGUGCGGAUCCAUGGGCCAGGCCAAAACCCGAAGGUGGACAUUGAUGCGAGCUUGCCUGUGCUAGGCGAAUACGACAUUUUAGUCAAGAACCUGUACUGCGGCAUUAACUUUGUAGACCUGUACUACAUUAAGGGCUCGAGACCAAUUAAAAAGUACCCAUUCACGCUGGGCCGCGAGGCUGCCGGAACAGUUAUCAAGACCGGAGCCAAGGUCAAUAAGUUUGGUGUGGGCGAUAGGGUCGUAUACAUUGCAGAUGGAGCUUAUGCACAACACACUGCAGUCGACGAGCGUGGGCGGGUUGCGCGAAUUGUGGACUUUGUGAGCCCGAAGGAAGCUGCGGCGUCGCUACUGCAGGGCCUGACAGCCAUUACGCUUGUACGUGAAGCAUACGUGGUCAAGCCCGGUGACUGGGUUCUUGUGCACGCAGCAGCCGGUGGCACGGGCUCGCUGGUGGUCCAGAUGGCAGCCAAGGCAGGGGCGCGGGUAAUUGGAGUGACAAGCGUGGAGGCCAAGGCUGCCACGGCCCUGGAAAAUGGGGCCGAGGCGGUUGUGUGCUACAAGACGGAGGACAUUGCGACACGGGUACGGGAGCUAACUGGUGGCCGUGGCGUGGACGCAGUGUUUGAUAGCGUGGGGGAUGCAUCGUACGGAUCGUCGAUGGAGUCACUGGCCAAGCGCGGGACGUUUGUAUCGUAUGGCGACUCAUCCGGAGCCAUUGCACCAGUGGAGAUUGCGGCGCUGGGCGCUAAAAGCGUUAAGAUUGUACGACACUCGCUAGGCAACUACGUGGACUCACCGGAAGACUGGGCCAAGUUUACGGAAGAGUAUUGGGCCAUGCUGAAGCACGGGGACUUGAGAGUGCGGGUGACCAAGGAGUAUGCGCUGGAGGAGGUGCCUCAAGCGCUGAAGGAUUUGGAGAGCGGAACUACGACAGGUAAGUUGAUUGUCAAGGUUCAAUAA
Molecule: messenger RNA, 1017 nt
Organism: Magnusiomyces paraingens
Lineage: Eukaryota; Fungi; Ascomycota; Dipodascomycetes; Dipodascales; Dipodascaceae
Exons: 1
Coding region: 1-1017 (338 amino acids)
Biological process (GO): cellular response to oxidative stress
Cellular component (GO): cytoplasm
Molecular function (GO): quinone reductase (NADPH) activity
Source: RefSeq, a predicted model, not a curated record